This is a messenger RNA of Marmota flaviventris (yellow-bellied marmot), 1741 nucleotides long. It is a transcript of the gene Micu3, whose product is annotated as mitochondrial calcium uptake family member 3. Gene Ontology annotation, biological process: calcium import into the mitochondrion; mitochondrial calcium ion homeostasis. Gene Ontology annotation, molecular function: calcium ion binding. Lineage: Eukaryota; Metazoa; Chordata; Mammalia; Rodentia; Sciuridae. Gene Ontology annotation, cellular component: uniplex complex. The record is from RefSeq and is a predicted model, not a curated record.
AUGGCUGCACUGCGGAGGCUCCUGUGGCCGCCGCCCCGGCUGCCGCCGACGCUUUCUCCUCACCAGCCCUUUCUUGGGCCGUGGGGGAGGCCUGCGGGGCCGGCCCCGGGCCUUUCUGGACGGCCCUACUCCUGCCAGGAGGAUGAGGAGGGGGCUGUGGCUGAGGCAGCUUGGCGGCGGCGGCGGCGCUGGGGAGAACUGAGCAUCGCAGCGGCAGCGGGCGGGGGUCUUGUCGGCCUCCUGUGCUACCAGCUGUAUGGGGACCCCAGAGGCGACUCCGCGCGGGUGCUGGCGCCCGGGCGUCCUUCCGAGAGCGCGGCCACAGAGCUCGAGGACCUGCCCCGAGGCCGGGGACUGCUUCCCAUCCCGGUGGCUGCUGCCAAGGAGACGGUUGCUGUUGGCAGAACAGAUAUUGAAGACUUAGACCUCUACGCUACAUCUAGGGAAAGGCGAUUUCGUUUGUUUGCAUCUAUAGAAUGUGAAGGGCAGUUAUUCAUGACUCCGUAUGAUUUUAUUUUGGCUGUUACGACAGAUGAGCCCAAAUUUGCUAAAACAUGGAAGUCGCUAUCCAAACAGGAAUUAAAUCAAAUGCUUUCAGAAACACCACCAGUUUGGAAGGGAUCAUCAAAGCUAUUUCGAAAUCUUAAAGAAAGAGGUGUGAUUUCUUACACAGAAUAUCUUUUUCUUUUAUGUAUUUUAACAAAGCCACAUGCAGGUUUUAGAAUAGCUUUCAACAUGUUUGACACUGAUGGCAAUGAGAUGGUGGAUAAAAAGGAGUUUUUGGUGCUUCAAGAGAUAUUCAGGAAAAAAAAUGAAAAGAGAGAAACUAAAGGAGAUGAAGAAAAGCGUGCAAUGCUGCGUCUUCAACUUUAUGGAUACCAUUCUCCUACUAAUAGUGUACUGAAAACAGAUACUGAGGAACUUGUCUCCAGAAGCUAUUGGGAUACACUGAGACGUAACACAAGCCAAGCAUUGUUUUCAGAUCUCGCAGAGCGUGCUGAUGACAUCACAAGUUUAGUAUCAGAUACUACACUUCUUGUACACUUUUUUGGAAAGAAAGGAAAAGCUGAGCUGAACUUUGAAGAUUUUUAUAGAUUCAUGGAUAACCUUCAAACAGAAGUUCUAGAAAUAGAAUUCCUUUCCUACUCUAAUGGAAUGAAUACCAUCAGUGAAGAAGAUUUUGCUCAUAUUCUUCUACGAUAUACAAAUGUAGAAAAUACAUCAGUAUUUUUGGAAAAUGUGCGUUAUAGUAUACCUGAAGAAAAGGGCAUCACAUUUGAUGAAUUCAGAUCAUUUUUCCAGUUUCUGAAUAACUUAGAAGACUUUGCAAUAGCCCUUAAUAUGUAUAACUUUGCAAGUCGCUCUAUAGGACAAGAUGAAUUUAAACGUGCUGUGUACGUAGCUACUGGACUCAAACUUUCACCACAUUUAGUGAAUACUGUCUUCAAGAUUUUUGAUGUUGACAAAGAUGAUCAAUUAAGUUAUAAAGAAUUUAUUGGGAUUAUGAAGGACAGACUCCAUAGAGGAUUCCGGGGCUAUAAAACAGUACAGAAGUAUCCUACUUUCAAAUCCUGCCUAAAAAAAGAACUUCAUAGCAGAUAAGUAUGUUAUCUCUGUUUAUCUAAAUUUUUUCAGUAACAACAAAGGAAUAAUUGUUAUUUUUCUUUUAUAACAUUUAAAAAUAGCUGAAAAAGGGCUAAAGGUAUAGCUCAGUGGUUGAGCAUGUGUACAGCAUUUAUAA